AUGUUAAAAAAUACGGUUAGCCUUAUCACUGGUGCAAGCAGCGGAAUUGGCCGUUCCGUGGCACAUUUAUUUGCUUCUGAACAAAGUCAAGUGUGUGCAGUCGAUAUAAACAACAAUGGACUUGAUUCUCAUCAUUAUACAUUUGUUACCGAUAUUUGUAAACGGGAUAAUGUUAUCAAACUAGCUGAUGAUAUAUUUGAAAAAUUAAAAAGACAUCCAACUAUUAUUGUAAAUGCGGCUGGUAUCACACGUGAUUCAUUAUUCCAUAAAAUGAAAGAACAAGAUUUUGAUGAUGUUAUUAAUGUCAAUUUGAAAGGAACAUUUUUAAUAAAUCAAAUAUUUUGUCAAAAAUUACUUGAACAACAACAAUUUCAACAGACGAUAAUGGAUGUUAGCAUUAUUAAUAUCGCCAGUAUAGUGGGAAAGCACGGAAAUAUUGGACAAUGUAAUUAUUCCGCUUCUAAAGCAGGCGUGGAAGCAAUGACAAAAUCAAUGGCAAAAGAAAUUUCUAAGUUUGGUAUACGAUGUAAUACGAUAUUGCCAGGUUUUAUCCAAACACCAAUGACAGAUAAAAUACCGGAAAAAAUUAGAGAACGAGUAAAAACGACUAUUGGAAUGCAAAGAUUUGGACAACCAGAAGAAAUAGCCAGUGUCUGUUUAUUUCUUGCUUCCAAAGCAAGUAGUUAUGUAAAUGGAGCAAGUAUUGAAGUUACUGGUGGUCUCUGA
Messenger RNA from Didymodactylos carnosus, 726 nucleotides. The record is from the annotation of a GenBank genome assembly. NCBI's taxonomy places the organism in Eukaryota, Metazoa, Rotifera, Eurotatoria, Philodinida, Philodinidae.